Molecule: messenger RNA, 1641 nt
Organism: Cercospora beticola
Lineage: Eukaryota; Fungi; Ascomycota; Dothideomycetes; Mycosphaerellales; Mycosphaerellaceae
Biological process (GO): rRNA methylation
Cellular component (GO): mitochondrial large ribosomal subunit
Molecular function (GO): RNA methyltransferase activity
Source: RefSeq, a predicted model, not a curated record
CUGUGAUGCCGCUGGUCCACUGGAGUCGAGCUCGCCACAUCACAUAGCUGACAGUGAAGAGUAGUCUGAUUGCGUCUUCCUCAGUGCCAAGGUGAGGUCAAAAGUUUCUUCUCGUGCCUGACAUCUAGCAAGCAUGACAAAGACCCAAAGAAAAGCAGCUUCGAGCGCUGCAGACGCAUUCGAUCGACAUUAUGCUGCCAUUUGGGGCGAAGCGAGAUGGCAGAACAGUUUGAGACCAGCUCUUGAGCAACCAACGAGAUAUGCGUGUUUGCUGAAUCGUUACGCCCCUCUGGACGCGACCAAGGAGAAAAUCAGCAGCCCUAACACGGAAGAAGUGCCUUUGAAGCUUCCUCAGCCUAGUGGGUCAGAUGCUGCUUUGAAUCUCCCGCUCAAUCUGGUCGUGAGGCAAACCAAGUCUGCAGAAGAUGGCUCUCCGGCCCCUUCCAGUGAACCAUUUCCCGCGCCCGUCUCAGCGCCCGGCCAGCUAUGCUCGCAUUGGAACUUGGAUGCCGCAUCAGCGCUGGUAGCACAACUACUUGACGUCAAGCAUGGUGACAACGUUCUCGACCUGUGCGCUGCACCAGGAGGGAAAUCGAUCAGUUUGGCACAGAAUAUCUGGGUUCAGCACCACGCCGACGAUUCGGAGGCCAGAGCCAAGGUUUCCGAGCAGAGACCACUUCAGAUCGGCACCUUGCACUCCAACGAGGUCGAUGCACCGCGACAGAGGCGACUGGCCGAUAACUUGCGCAGCUACCUGCCAAAGGCAUUAUUCGAUGCUCAACGGAUCUCGACCUUGCGAAUAGACGGAACAUACCCAAAGGCUCACUACGAACUCGUCGUGAAGACACCUAAUGGGACUGUCGGAUAUGACAAAGUUUUGAUUGAUGCGCCAUGUUCAUCAGAACGUCACAUCAUCCACGCUCAUGCAAAUGCAAGGCUCGGUGGCGGUGAAGCGCCAGAAAUGGUCAAUUGGCGGCCGGGCUCGUCGAAGCGCCUGGCUGAGACCCAGGUAAAGCUUCUGAUGACAGGUCUACGGGCAGCUAAAGUCGAAGCUACGAUCAUGUAUGCCACGUGUUCCAUUGAGCCGACGGAAAACGAUGGAGUCAUCGAGAAGAUGCUGUCGCAGGUCGAGAAGGAGCGCAAAAAGGGAAUGUUAAAGUGGACUGUGAGAGUCGGCUUUGGUGCCGGACAUGGAGAUGUAGCGCUUGAGACUGAGCUAGAGAAGAGUUGGGCUGAGCGUACAAAAUAUGGCUGGAUUGUGCUGCCUGACCAUCCUGGUGGAGGACGCUGGGGGCCUUUGUUCUUCGCGGUCUUGACGAAGACCUCUACAGCUUGAGCUAUAGGGAUUGCGCGCAUCUUGUGAUGCCAGCUUCAAGAAAUGGCGGCAGUGCUUCUAUAAUUUACACGCAGACAAGACAUGGUCCUCCCAAUGCGCUACCACACGGACGAGACGUCACUCGUACUGAGCUGGAAGGCGUAACAAGCGAGCAGAUGCUAAGUGAACGGAUUGUCGAAGACGCGCAACUGCUUUCAAUAGCCCCAAGUGUUUGACAACAACACUCCGCGCCAAACAUAAGUCUCGGUCCCCGAUCCAAGCUGCCUUGAGACCAGGAUUCCAUGAGAUGGCACGAAGAAGCUGCU